ACCCUUGAAGUUUUACGUGUGAAGUGUUCGCUCUGAUUCUAUGCGCACAUAUGGAAUAGUGUAUUCAAUCGAAGUUUUUGUAUCAGAUUUUUUUUCUUUUUAAUUUGUUUUUGCUGUUAUCCAAUUCAUAGUUACUUCGAUUUUAUCCAAUUCAUAAUGAAUUUUGGUUUGGUUUGGUUAGGUUAGGUUAGGUUAUACAGAAUGUCGAUUCUUAAAUUCUUCCGCACUUUAACUUAGGGAUGAUGCUUUGGCAGACUGAUUGAGAAGAGAAUUUAUUUUUUUAGUUUACGUAGAAACGAAGAACUGUUAGAAGGUGAUGGAUCUCAAGGCGUUCAAGUUAGACAUUGAUGAGCUCAUCAUUCAGUUUGCUGAGUUUGAUUCGACUGCUUUUGGUGAAUUCAAGAGAGUGUGGCUAUCGAGGAAGUUCUCGUAUAUUUUUGAGGCCAGCCCUUCCACUAACCAAGGUUUUUUUAUGCAGUCAUUGUAUGCGCAUUCCAUUGGAUACAUGGUUUCAGCCGGUUCUCUCUCAAGUAGAUUGGGUGGGCUGUAUUGUUUGUACUGUCUGUACGAAACUCAAUCCUUCAAGCCACCUUUCAAAAUAUAUUUGUCUCUCGGAGAGCUGAGACAGCUUAAGAAGCUUGCAAUUGAUGCAAAGACAACGGGUGUGAAAGUAGUUUCUGCUUUACUGAAGACUAUGCUUGAAAAGAACAUGUUUCUUUUUGGUUGUGUGGGUGUAAACGAAGGCUCUGCAACUGAGAGAGUAAACGAACUCACAGAUAUACAGAAUGCGCGAAUCCAAACAGCAUAUAAUAAGUUGUUUGCUAAUUCUCGGUUGGAGCACUUCAUCCACAUGGACAUGGGUGUGGAGCUUGGUGUUGAUUUGGUCAAAAAAAUGUCAUCUGAUUAUGCAGCUGCCAAAGAGCUCGCCAUCAAAGAUGCGGGACAAGUUAUAGACGUCGAAAAUAUAAAGCAUAUAGCAGAAAAUAGGAGACUGAUUGGAGAUACGAUGGAGAAGACUGCUGCGGAUUGGAAUUCACAGAAGGAAUUGUUCUACGAACAAACGGGAUUUAGCCAUCUUCGUGGUGUUGCACCUCCAAACCAGGAACCGAACGAUUCUGAGCAACCGCAAACUGAGGAAUCUGAAGAGCAUGAAAACGAUGACAUCUUUGGUAAGGAAUUAGAAUCUUUGCUAUUUUAACGAUAGAGCAAUUUGAUUGAUUAGAAGCUGCCUAUCUUCGGGAAGAAGAUGCAUAGUUUAAAACCUUAGUUGUGAGAACACUUAUUAAAUUCACAUAUCUGCUGUUUGUUUGUUUCUUGCUAGGAAUUCUUUUUCCCCUUUCAACCGAGCUUUUACAUAGAUAUCAUAAUUGUCAUAGGGAAUUUCUUUUUGUUAAAUUGCAAUUUGCCCCCUUGACUAUAGGGCCAUGUCAUGAGUAGCCCUGCUAAAGUGCUAACACCACCAACUAUGUAUUUUAGCCCCUAAUAUUAAGGGUCCGCAAGUAAUUAGAAAAGUAGUCCAGAUUAUAGUUA
Messenger RNA from Erythranthe guttata (spotted monkey flower), 1530 nucleotides. NCBI's taxonomy places the organism in Eukaryota, Viridiplantae, Streptophyta, Magnoliopsida, Lamiales, Phrymaceae. The record is from RefSeq and is a predicted model, not a curated record.